GAAAAAAAACGCUAAGUCUGUGUGAUACCUCAUGGACAGUUUGGAAAAGAACUUGACUUUAGAGAGUGCUUAGAAGGGCAAGUACAGAAUGUUGCCCAGUAUCCACAGUGGAAUCUAUCCCAAGUGUACUUUUGAUUCAAAAGGACUAUUUACUACAAACCUGGAACUAGCAUUAGCACGCAAUCAAGUUCAUGUUGCAUCACAGCAAGCCAGACUUCCACCACCUCAAAGAGAAUCCUGGACAAGGGAACCUCUUGACUUCAGCUAUAAACUGUAUAUCACUCCACACAUUGUCAGGAAGCCAGCAGAAAAAUCUAAAGAAAAGCCAAAGAAGAAGGAGAAGAUGUCAAUGUGUGCACUGUGUGAAGAUCUACAAAGAAUAACGUCCAGGUGGAUUCUCCCAGACAUAGAAGAGCAGAAGCCACCAAAGAUAGUCACCAGGUUUCCUCAUAUAGGCCCCUAUGAAGCACAAUUGAUGUUUGUGAAGAAGGGGAAAUAUAAGUGUGGCAGGUACCAAGAUCCCAAGCCACAUGAUUUUAGACAGUACGAAACAGGUAUACCAGAUUUUGUGACAAGCUAUGCCCGAGACCCUUUGAAUCUAAAGUUCAAAUCACAGCAUUUAAGCACAGUCUAUGGGCUUCAGCCUUUGAAAGAAGAAAAAAGAGGAUCCAAGGGAAGAUUCAUUACACACAAGCCUCGGGAACUCAAGUGGGAUUCCAAGUUAUUUCUUCCAAAGGAGCCUUGGCCUACGAAAUCUUGUUCCUUUACGAGGUACAAAGACCAACGACGUGCACACAGCGCCUUUAUAGAACGAGUGGAAGAAGUGUUAAGCAAACUGUGGCAGGAAAAGGCAAAGCAGAAGCAGGAUGAAAGCAGGAAGCUACCAGGCAAUCCAGGACAAAAUAAACCAAGGGCAGCUGUUUCUGUUGAGAGAAUGACGCAGGUUGAGAGGAGGCAAAAAGAAAUGCUCCCUCUAUCGCCAUCUACAGGAGCAUUCAGCUGUAUUAGGCCAGUAACACACAUAAAAUCACAGUCUCUGGGCUACUUGUUGCCAACUGGGAUAGUCCAGAGUGUUGAUGAUCUGAGAUGCAAAUAA
Messenger RNA from Heteronotia binoei (common prickly gecko), 1096 nucleotides. RefSeq lists its product as uncharacterized. Lineage: Eukaryota; Metazoa; Chordata; Lepidosauria; Squamata; Gekkonidae. The coding region runs from base 89 to 1096 and encodes 335 amino acids. The transcript is spliced from 6 exons. The record is from RefSeq and is a predicted model, not a curated record.